CCCCAUGGACCGUCUACUCCGUCCGUGAGCACUAACAAAAACAUUGAUAAUUUGAUAUAUUUUUCAUUGCAUAUUUGUGAGACAGGAAAUGAUAUAGUUAUUUAUAUUUUAUUUUUAUAAGUAAAACUGCUUUAUCGCGUAUGAUUAAUCAACCCACUGGUAAAUCAAUAGCACUUUUCUAGACAUGGAUCCGAUAAGAUAAUACGCGAGACAUCGGUUCCGGUUUUACCGAUAGACGAAAGAGACGUCGGCGGUUAAAGUGCAACGGUAAUCUUGUAUUUAGCAGGCGAUUUAGGUCGGCAACUGUACCUUGUAACUCUGGGGCCAGGCUGUCAGGUUUUUAAAAGUUAAUGAGAAAAAGCGCCAUCUAUUGUUAUUGAAUUGAACUAACUAGAGACCUACAAGGAUAUCAGACUCGAUGGGUAUAAAACAAACUAAAUUAUGAUUUUAUGAUAGCACACUAGCGCCUUCCUGGUAAUGAAAAAUGAGUGUUGCAAGUUGGUUGCAAGGGUUGCAACUUACUUAAACAAUAACGAAGUUAAGUUUAGGAAAGCCGACCCCACCACCAUGUAGGAUACGAGUUAGGCAGAGAGAGCAUUUUAAAUGACAUUGGUUCAUUACAUAUUUUAUUGACGUCAGUUACAAUGCCGUAAUCGAUGAUGAACAUUUUUUAUAUUUUUUAUACCUUAAGUUGUCUCAAGUCAUCUGCCAUCAUCUGUCACGGCACAGCUGACAUUCAGUUAUAUUUAUAUACGCCUGACGCUUAUGUAAAAUAAAAAAAGUUGUUUAUGAAAUAUUCAUGUAUUCGCACGUUUAUUAAUAAGUUGUAUAAAAACCACAUGGAGUAUCAAGAAAAUAACCUUUUACUUCAUGAUUUAUGUCGCUUGUGCCUGGUAAAUGCAGGUACCACAUUCAUAGACGAAGGUUUACAACAAAAUGUUUUUGUAUGUACAGGUGUCAAAGUAUUUCUUGCAGAUAAUUUUCCAAAUAAAAUUUGCGUGACAUGCUACGAAAUCGUAAAUAAAGCAAUCGAAUUCCGAGAUACUGUAACUAAAAAUGAUUCCAUAUUAAAAUCAUUGCAUGACAAUACUGCCAACGAAGACAUAAUUGAAUACAGAAUAGUAAUUAAAGAUGAAGAUGUAGAGUCAGAUACGGAGGCUGAAAGCAAUUGUUGUGCUCAAGAAAUUCAUAUUGAAAAUUCUGAAUCCAACGACAAUUCCACUUAUUCAUGUAUAGUCAAUUUAACUUCAAAUUCAACACCAUUGGGCUCUUUAACAAUCAGGAAAGAUCUAUUUCCAAAUUCCGUACAGGAAAAACAAAAAGAAAAUAUUGUUUGUGAAGAGAAAGAAAAAAUUAAAAAAUCUAAAAAUCAUAAAGAUGUUAUACAAGAUGAAUGUGAGGAAACACAUGAAGACAAGAUUGAUUGUAAAAAUAAAGUUGAAAAAAAACCUAAAUGUGAAGAAACAGAUAUAAUUAUAUAUAAAUGUCGGGAAUGCACUAAAUCUUUUAAAACAUGGAGAAAAUUGUAUCAUCAUACGAGACAGCAUAACAAGACAAAAGCAUGUCCUAUUAAAGAAUGUGGCAAAAUGUUUUAUUCCAAAUCAGAUUUGGAGAAACAUAUCAGAAUACACACAGGUGUGAGACCGUACCAAUGUAACUUGUGUGACAAAAGUUUUACACAAAAAUCUACUUUGAAUAGUCAUAAAGAUGCUGUACAUUGAAAUUCUAUUGCCAUUGUAUUAAUUAUAUAAAAUAUUUCUUUAUCAAACAUCAGGGAAAUUCAGAUCAUAGGGAUAAAGAAAUAACGAAUUUCAUAUCUCUUAUAUUGUAAGUCCACGUAAAAAAUACAAGUCUCAAAAAUGGAUUAAGGUACAUUUCAGGUGGAAGCGAGUCACACUUGUGGAGGUUAAGCCUUUGACGUGUGCCUGACGUUUAGUACUUAUUUUGAUAACUUUUAUAUUUUUUUUUAAUAUAUCGUAUGUUAUAUACAUAAUAGAUAUUUUUAUCGCGAUAAAACAUAGCAGGCAACAUGAAAUGUAUAUGCAGCUAUGUAGAAUCUGGUAGUAAAACAAAGUAUUAAUGGUCUCUUUUCACUAAUUGUUAGCCGUGCGAGUCUGUACACUUUAAGCUAAGUGGAAAUGGACGCUAAUUCCUCUAGUCAUAAUACAAAUCCGGCUGAUUCUUGAGUUUAUGUAUUAUGUAAAUAUUUAUGUUUCGGUCGUUUUUGACAUUAAUAAUUAAAAUAAUUUGACGCGAAU
Molecule: messenger RNA, 2258 nt
Organism: Papilio xuthus (Asian swallowtail)
Lineage: Eukaryota; Metazoa; Arthropoda; Insecta; Lepidoptera; Papilionidae
Product: zinc finger protein 891
Exons: 7
Coding region: 789-1721 (310 amino acids)
Biological process (GO): epidermal cell differentiation; regulation of transcription by RNA polymerase II
Cellular component (GO): nucleus
Molecular function (GO): DNA-binding transcription factor activity, RNA polymerase II-specific; zinc ion binding; RNA polymerase II cis-regulatory region sequence-specific DNA binding
Source: RefSeq, a predicted model, not a curated record